Molecule: messenger RNA, 1177 nt
Organism: Zophobas morio
Lineage: Eukaryota; Metazoa; Arthropoda; Insecta; Coleoptera; Tenebrionidae
Product: venom acid phosphatase Acph-1-like
Exons: 6
Coding region: 19-1140 (373 amino acids)
Biological process (GO): dephosphorylation
Molecular function (GO): phosphatase activity
Source: RefSeq, a predicted model, not a curated record
UGUCCACUUGUCAGUAAAAUGAACUCUGUUCUCUUCGCUAUACAGCUUAUUGUGGUCUCUGCGGUGUCAGCGGCACCCGCUGAACCUUCGCAGAAAGACCAGAACACCUUGGUACUUCUCCAUGUGUUGUUCAGACACGGCAACCGAACUCCUGAUAAACUUAGCUUGUUUCCUAACGAUUUGUAUUUGAACGAAACCUACACACCCAUUGGGUAUAGUCAACUCACCACAAAAGGAAAACAAACUGAAUAUGAAAUCGGGAAAUUUAUACGUAAAACGUACGACAAGUUCAUUCCGGAUCAGUAUACUCAAAAUCUUGUAUACGCGGUAUCUACCAAUUUUAAAAGAACUAAGAUGUCUUUGGAACUAGUUCUUGCAUCGCUUUUCCCUCCACUACCUGAAGAUCAGUUUGACAAAGAUUUAGACUGGCAACCAAUACCGUUCAACAUUGAACCUGGAAAGGGGGUGAUAACCAUUGCUUCUGGUAGUUGUCCAUUGUACAUCAAUGCUUACUGGAGCUACGUUAUGUCGCAAGAAGCUCAAGAUAUUAUAGCUGGUUACCAGCAGCUGUAUGACACAGUAGGCAAAGAUGCGGGUUUUGACAUCAUCACACCCAAGGAUAUAUCCAACGUCUAUUUCACCCUGAAGAGUGAAGAAGACUAUGGGUUAAAAUUGCCAGAUUGGUCAGCCGACGUUUACCCAAAAGUUCUAGAAGAAGCGUCGUCUGUGGAUUAUGAAUUUUCAACCGCUACUUCUAGACUGAAGAAACUAUCAGCUGGAUUCUUACUAAGAAAAAUCAUCCAAGACAGUUUAGCUAAGAAGGCCGGUACUCUACCAGACGAGCGCAAGUUGUUUUUGUACUCAGCUCACGAAUACAAUGUUGCCACAACGCUGCGAACUCUAAAUGUCUUUUGGAGACAUGUGCCACCAUUUGGAGCAACUAUAUUUUUUGAAAUACACGAUAUUGAAGGAGAGUACGGUUUGAAGUUGUACUAUCAAGAUUACACAGAACCAAAACCGAAGCUGUUGACCAUUCCUGGGUGUACCGCGAUUUGUCCCCUUGAUAAACUCUAUGAGUUGGUGGGUGAUGGCAUCCCGGACGAUUCAGACGUUUGCAGUAUUACUGACGAAAUGAUGUAAUGAGUUUUGUACUCGAAUAAAUUACAAUUAUAAACAA